Messenger RNA from Branchiostoma floridae (Florida lancelet), 2143 nucleotides. RefSeq names its product cytochrome P450 3A8-like. The record is from RefSeq and is a predicted model, not a curated record. Gene Ontology annotation, molecular function: heme binding; steroid hydroxylase activity; iron ion binding. Lineage: Eukaryota; Metazoa; Chordata; Leptocardii; Amphioxiformes; Branchiostomatidae.
GUACGCGGUGCGGCCCAUGCAGGCGCUGAAGAAACUGGGCGUGUCUGGCCCCACCCCAUUGCCGCUCAUCGGAAACCUGCAUCAGACUAUGAAAGCGGGCAUGUAUAAUAUGGAGGCUCAGGUUGAGGCUAUAGCCAAAUAUGGUACAGUGUACGGAGUUUUCAACGGCCGUACUCCGCUCCUGGUGAUUUCUGACCCGCAGAUGCUGAGAGAAAUCUUUGUCAAACAGUUCCACAAGUUCACUAAUCGUGCGCCGGAAGGGAUGGCUCUGGACGUCAAGCCGCAGGCUCGCAUGCUGACCCAGCUGGUGGACGAUGACUGGAAGAACGUACGGAGUACCAUCAGUCCGGCCUUCAGCGGUGGCAAGCUCAAACAGAUGACAGAAGCAAUGAACAGCUGUGCGGACCUGCUGGUGGGAAAUAUCGGCAACUUUGGAGAAAAGGGCGAAUCGUUCGACACGAAGGAAUUGACAGGUGCUUUCACUACUGACGUCAUCGCCCGGACAGCGUUCGGUUUGGAGAUUGAUUCCCAACAUAACCCGGAGGAUCCAUUUGUCGUCUAUUCAAAAAAGGCUUUCAACUUUAACUUCCUGAAUCCACUGAUCUGGCUCUUUUUCCUGUUUCCCAGCAUCAUGAAACCGAUUCUGGAGAAGUUUAACUACAAUUUCAUGGCCAAUGAUGUUACUGACUUCUUCUACAACAUCGUUGAUCAGGUCAUGGGGAUGAGGAAGAAUGAACACGGUCGCGUGGACUUUAUGCAGCUGAUGGUGAACGCCCACAAGGAUGAUGACCCUGACAAUGAUGCCACCCAAGUGCCAGGAACUAAGAAACCUCUGACCAAGGACGACAUUGUGGCCAACUCGUUUCUGUUCUUUCUCGCUGGUUAUGAAACAACGGCAACCACGAUGGCGUUCACGCUGUACAACCUGGCUCUGCACCAGGAGGCACAGGACAAGGCUAGGGAGGAGAUCAACCAAGUCAUGGAGGACAGGGACCUAGUGGACUAUGAGGCUGUCCACAACAUGCCGUACCUCGACAUGUGCAUCAAUGAGACUCUCCGCAUGUACUCUCCUGCUGCCAACAAUGGCCGUGUUGCAGGGGAAGACGUCAAGCUGAAAUGGUUGACAAUCCCGAAGAACAUGCUGGUUCUUAUUCCUAUUCUCGGAAUCCACCACGACCCAGAACGCUGGCCGGAGCCGGACAAGUUCAUCCCUGAAAGAUUCACUAAGGAAGAAAGAGAGAAGAGGGACCCGUUUGAUUGGCAGCCGUUUGGGGCGGGGCCGAGGAACUGUAUCGGGAUGAGGCUGGCUCUGAUGGAGAUGAAGGUCGGACUGGCCAGGGUGCUGAUGAAGUACCGCAUCGUGACUGGACCCGACACGGACAUUCCUUUGAAGAUCAUGAAGUACAAGCAGUUCCCCACCCCUGAGAACGGGAUACGCCUGAAGGCGGAGCUGCUGCAUCCUGGAAGCGACUGAUUCCGUUUUGGUUCCCGGAAUAGAACUAGCACAUAAAAAAUGUGCCUUGAUUUGUCACAUGCUUAGAAAAUUGACGCAUUGUUACAUUUGACGGUACAGCGUACAUUGACAUGAAUUUUGGCAGGAACUCUAGCUUUCUCAUAGAUCUUAACUGAAUAUUUGCACGGUGCUGAUGUUGCGUCUCUGGAUGAAAUAAGGAAAUGUUUACAAACAUUUUGUCGUUCAUUCAGAAUAAUAUUGUUACGUCUUAGCUUGCAAUCAUUUUCAGUUUCCUCAGCAAUAGGGUGGAUUUCUGUUGAAUUCAGUGCUGCAUUUUCUUUAAUUUUUUCUGCAAGUUCUUUGUUUAAACGUUAGAUAUAGUAGAAAGGCACUGUGCGUCCUAACUGGAAAUCGAACCUAUGUCGCUCAACAUGCCAUUCGCAUGGAGAUAGUUCCAUGGCGACCUACUGUUGUUCACUUGAGUCUUCUACUUAUAGUGCAGUCCAUUUCAAAGACUAUAAAUGCGAGGAUGUACUUCUGUAUGAAUCCUCUGAUAUUCUUGUGUCUGUAUAGAGGUUGGUUUGUUAUUUCAUACGUAAUUCUGUACAAUUUGUAAAAUAUGUAAUGAGAACAGAGCAUUGGUGUUCUGAAAUUCAAACCACUAUGACGGAAAACCUUUCACAAAAGUCU